CUUUGCCACAGUAUUUCUGUAUAUAUACAAAAUACCGUGUCUUUGCUGUUUCCUUGACUUUUAACCUAGUUGACUGGGUGUUUGUAAAUAAGGGUACGAGAAUUAUAAUACAGUAAAAAUGAUCCCCUAUAGUUAUUUGAAAGUAUUGAAACUAGGGGGGAGGUUAAGCAAAAUUUUAAUAGGGAUUUUCAUUAUCUACCAUGUUAUCAAGAUAUUUCAAAAUAACACAAAGAAAGUGGUUUUAAUUUGGUGGACCCCAUUUAUGCCUGCCUCCAACAGAAUAAUAAAAUGUUAUGGUGGAGAAUAUGAAUGUAUAGUAACUAGUGAUAGAUCAUUCACGAAUCACAUUGAUUUGGGAGCUUUUUUAAUAUAUGGUAGCCACAUUGAAAACAAUGAUUUUCCUCUACCUAGAACUGCAUCAUGGGCCAUAUUCCACGAAGAAUCACCAAAAAAUUAUGCCCCAUUUCUAUUUGAAAUUCAACAUUUGUUUAAUAUUACCUCCACAUUUAGCAGAUACAGUGAUUUUCCAAUAACCUUGCAGUAUCUGGCAAAUCUCAUGUCUAUAACAGAUAACAAAUAUUAUAUUCCCGUAGAGAUUAAAAACACUUAUUUGAAAACACAAGCUCCAGUGUUAUAUAUUCAAUCUGACUGUGACACACCACUAGGAAGAGAUUAUUUGGUGAAAAAAUUGGCCAAAUAUGUUGAAAUUGACAGUUAUGGUAAAUGUCUUAAAAAUAAAGAAUUUCCGAAAGAGUAUGUUAUCUAUAUGAUCAAUUGCACCAAGUACUUUUGCAAUUUCUUUUUCAGAUUAAAAACUGUAUUUCCUUUGGACCUUUAUAAUAAUGAAUAUUUGGAGUUUAUAUCUAAAUACAAAUUCAUAAUUGCAUUUGAAAAUGCAAUAUGUGAUGACUAUGUUACAGAAAAGUUUUGGAGACCAAUUAUUGUUGGUUCGAUUCCCAUAUAUUUAGGGGCCCCCAAUAUUGAAGAUUGGCUUCCCAAUGAACAGUCUGCUAUUUUAGUAAAAAAUUUCAAGAAUAUGGAAGCAGUAGCAAAUUUCAUCAAUAUAUUGAAUAAAAAUGAUACAUUGUAUGAAAGUUUCCUGGGACAUAAGUUAUCUGGACGAAUUACAAAUAGUUUACUGGAAGAAAAUGUAUUGAGCCAACAUCCAAUUACUGGUUUUGAAUGUUAUGUUUGUAAACGUGUACACGAAAAUAACUUUGAAGUAGAACAUCCAAAAAGAAAUGUUUACAAAUGCCCAAAACCUAUUCCUCGAAGCGAUGAAGAAAAUACUUGGAAUCAACAUUGGGAUAUUGGCAAGUGCCAGUCGAAGGCUUUGGAGUUAUUGCUACAAAAAGGAAAGCCAUAUUCUAAUGAUGAGUUUGAGCAACUGUGGAAAACUUUUUUACAGGAAAGAACUUGUUAUGAGUGACCACUUCUGAAUUACACUGUGAUAUUUUUUGUAUAUGUUGAGAAAUAAACAAAGUAUAUUUCAUGCAAACAUU
Molecule: messenger RNA, 1502 nt
Organism: Leptinotarsa decemlineata (Colorado potato beetle)
Lineage: Eukaryota; Metazoa; Arthropoda; Insecta; Coleoptera; Chrysomelidae
Gene: FucTB
Product: alpha-(1,3)-fucosyltransferase 10
Cellular component (GO): membrane
Molecular function (GO): alpha-(1->3)-fucosyltransferase activity
Source: RefSeq, a predicted model, not a curated record